Messenger RNA from Yarrowia lipolytica CLIB122, 1197 nucleotides. RefSeq lists its product as uncharacterized. NCBI's taxonomy places the organism in Eukaryota, Fungi, Ascomycota, Dipodascomycetes, Dipodascales. Gene Ontology annotation, biological process: response to oxidative stress. Gene Ontology annotation, cellular component: cytoplasm. The record is from RefSeq and is a predicted model, not a curated record.
AUGCUCAAGUGGGUGCAAGGAGGCGUUUCUGCCCUGACCGGAUCGGCCGAGCCCGAGUACGGCGCCGAGGCCUUUGAGUCUGUGUCCAAGUCUGUGGACGGCAAAAACCCCUACGGGUCUCUGACCCUUCCCGAGCUCAACUGGCUCAAGCCUGCGGGCUCCAACGUGGAGACGCAGACCUUCUACUUCUUCUCCAAGGACGGCAAGCAGUUUGGCCACGUGCAGAUCAUCCAUUCCAACCCGCUGGGAAUCCAGAACACCGCCCAGUUCACCUUCCGGCUGUCCAACGCCGACAAGCCCGAGGAGAACGUGUGGAGCUCCACCAACGUGGAGGAGUUUGAGCCCGUGGGCCCCAACUUCACCGCCAAGGGCCCCAUGGACGGCGUCAACAUCAAGCUGGUGCCGUCUGUGGAUGACGACGGAAAGACCACCGAGGCCUUCCACGUCAAGAUCCACGUAUCCGACGAGGUCAAGCUGGACCUCACCUUCACCCGAUCUGUCGAGGGCUUCAAGAUUGGACCCACCGGCCAGUCCAAGUACGGCGAGGACCUCAACAACCCCUGGGGAGCCAUGCGACACUCGUUCUGGCCCCGAGCGUCGGUGUCCGGCACCAUUGAGGUGGCCAACAAGGACAAGAUGGAGCUCGACAACGACUUUGGCUUCUUUGUGCACGCCACCCAGGGCAUGAAGCCCCACCACGCCGCCUCCAAGUGGAACUUCAUCACCUACCAGUCGCCCAAGUACUCGGCUGUGGUCAUGGACUACACCACCCCUCCUUCGUACGGAAGCUCGCGGGUGACCAUUGGCGGAGUCGCCUCGGCCGAGAAGCUGCUUUUCACCUCGGCCAACGCCACCGUCGAGCACGUCGAGACCAAGGAGGACGAGGAGGUGGGCUGGCAGGUUCCCACACUCAUCAAGUUUGAGUGUGAGGGUCCCAAGGUUGACGUUGCUGACGAGGACGUUGACAAGCCCGAGAACCGAGGCAAGGCCGUGCUGCAGGGCAACCUGACCCAUCUCGAGCGAAUGGACGUCAUGGCCGAGAUCCCCGCUUUCCUCAAGUCUCUGGCCUCCACUGUUUCUGGCACAAAGCCCUACAUCUACCAGUUCCGAAACGAGAUGGAGCUGGAGCUGGAGAUUGACGGAGAGAAGAUUCAGGAUAAGGGUCAGAUUUUCUGCGAGGCUACUUUUAUUUCUUAA